Quercus lobata is the source of this 2511-nucleotide messenger RNA. Its product is annotated as probable protein phosphatase 2C 6. The transcript has 8 exons. Lineage: Eukaryota; Viridiplantae; Streptophyta; Magnoliopsida; Fagales; Fagaceae. Gene Ontology annotation, biological process: protein dephosphorylation. Bases 404 to 1999 code for a protein of 531 amino acids. Gene Ontology annotation, molecular function: protein serine/threonine phosphatase activity. The record is from RefSeq and is a predicted model, not a curated record.
ACACCGUUUCUUUCAGUAUUAAACACACACACACACACAGAAAAAAAAGAGAAUAAAAAUCAGAGAGAAAGAAAUCUGAGAGCUGCCACCGCCACCGACACCGUCAGCCGCCGGAAUCGCUACCAGUGCUAGAAGACCCCUUCACAUGGACUUGGAGUUGGUGUCAUCACUGCAGUGCUAUCAUGUUUGACAAUUUGUAGCUGUUGCAUGACCAUUCGAUAGGGUCAUCAAGGUUAAUUGAAUGGUUUCUUCUACAAGCAGCUACGUGACUUUGGCCUUGCCAGGUGGAAGACAAUCAAUGACCCUGUGCAUACAUUGAUACUUGACACAUUAGGGAGUUGGGAGCAGGAACAGAAGUAGGCAGGGGAAAGGUGUACUGUGCCUGUAUCAAGAAUCAAAUCAAAUGGGUUCUUGCUAUUCGUCGAUUUCAGUAAAGAGUAUGGAUACAGUGGAAGUGGUGAACUCUUCCUGUACGUGUGCUUCCACUACAUCCAAUUCAAGUUCCCCUAAUUAUAAUAAUAAUGAGAAUAAGAUGGAGAACAAGAAAAAUAAGAAGAGAAAUAAGAGGCGGUGGAAAAAGACAUUAGCUUCGGCUAGUGAUGAAGGUGAGCUGAUGGGUCCUGAGCAGAGUGGGAAGAUGGUAAUGAACGGUGCCACCAAAAUCGCUUGCUUAUAUACCCAGCAGGGUAAAAAAGGAACCAAUCAGGAUGCCAUGCUUAUUUGGGAGAAUUUCAGUUCAAGAAGUGAUACAAUAUUUUGUGGGGUAUUUGAUGGACAUGGUCCUUACGGCCAUGUGGUUGCGAAGAAAGUCCGUGAUUCUCUUCCAGAUAUACUAUGUACUCAAUGGAAAGCUAAAUCUAUUGGUGACUUGAGCAACAUUGAAAAUGGUAGCGGAAACAUGAAUACAGAGGAAACAUCAUCUCCAACUCCAAGCAUGGAUGAUGAAAGCUAUGAGACAAUGGAGGUUGAGACUAAUGAGAAAGAAAAACACCCUGAAAUGUUUCUGCCUCUUAAACGCUCUAUCUUGAAGGCUUUCAAGCUUAUGGAUAAGGAACUAAAGUUGCAUCCCACAAUAGAUUGCUUUUGCAGUGGAACGACAGCAGUCACUUUGGUAAAGCAGGGUCAGAAUAUUGUAAUUGGAAAUGUGGGAGACUCAAGAGCUGUGCUGGCAACAAGAGACAAAGAUAGUUCUUUGAUUGCUAUACAAUUGACUGUGGAUUUGAAACCCGAUCUACCAGGGGAAGCUGCUAGGAUCCAGCGAUGCAAAGGAAGGGUCUUUGCUUUGCAGGAUGAGCCUGAAGUGGCACGAGUAUGGUUACCUAAUAAUGAUUCACCUGGUUUGGCAAUGGCUAGAGCUUUUGGGGAUUUUUGUCUGAAAGAUUUUGGUUUAAUAUCUGUCCCAAAUGUUUACUACCACCAUCUUACUGAAAGUGAUGCAUUUAUUAUUCUUGCCACAGAUGGGGUUUGGGAUGUCCUCUCAAAUAAAGAAGCUGUGGAUGUCGUGGCUUCAUCCCCUAGUCGAUCAACUGCAGCCAGAGCUCUUGUAGAUUGCGCAGUUCGGGCAUGGAGACUUAAAUAUCCUACUUCAAAAAAUGAUGAUUGUGCUGCUGUAUGCCUGUUUCUAGAACAUGUACCUGCAUCUGUUGAGGCUGUGGCAGACAAUGAUACCACAAAGGCUGCUCAAAAGACAAUGGAGCAGGUGGCAGUAAAAGAUGAGAUGGAUGGGCCUUUAGAAGUCAUUUGUUCUCAAAAUUUUGUUCUUGAGCAUUCAGGUACCAUACGAGGCUCUGACGAGAUUGUGCCUGUCUCUGAGUUAGUAGAAAAUCUUUCUGUGAAGUCCCAGGGCCAGUCUAAGAAGAGCCUAGCCGAGUGUAUUUCAACUGCAGAAGAUGAGGAGUGGUCCGCCUUAGAAGGUGUGACCCGGGUUAACAGUCUGCUAAGCCUUCCCAGGUUCCUGUCUGGUGAUAGAAGAUCAGCCAGUUGGAGAAAGUGGCUAUGAUACAUCUAAUAAGUGCUAAUCCUCGGCAAAAUGGAACUUUAAUGAUUUUCACAUCAAAAUUAAAUCCCACUUUUUCAAAAGAAUAAUAUCAAUGGCAGAGAGAAUAUGUAGGUUUCACUUUCACCCAACAGAUGCAGAAUGAUGCUACUUAGAGAAUUCCUAUAUAAGCCCCUGCGCCACCAUAUAUAAGGAGUUUUGAUUAAGUUUAGUGUAUUUUUCACCGUCGAAAAUGGCAUUGCAAAUUUUGUUGUGGAGUUCGUUCUAAGGUAUUAUUGUGGUUUGGUGAAAUCAAAUCUUACAUUUUAACUGUGUCUAGAGGAUUGCUUCAUAAAUAAACAAAGUCUUAAAAGACAUUCAACAAGGAAUUUAAUUCUCAGCUGGGGGAUGGUUGUAAAUUGUAAUGAUGUAAUGCUUUGCUGAAUGUGAUGAUGCAGGCAAGGUAACUGUUGACGUUGACAUUGACAUUUUUUUAAGACUGAAAUUUUUAUAAAAUGGUUUUUCUUCUUUCAGAU